GUAAGUGGUAGGCUGCCUCCCUCCCCCCCUGCCUCAAAGCCCAUCUCAUUUCUCUUGUUCUCUCCAGGGGAGUCGGUACAGUCGGUAAAGAGUAAAAGGGGCAGAGAGAGAGAGAGAGUAAAAAUACUAGUAGUGCUAGAGGAGAGGAGCAGUUAAACAGAUCUCUCCCUCCUUUCUCUUCUAAUUUAGAAAGAAGAAGAAGAGAAAACAAACAAACCAAAAAAAAAAAGAAAAAAAAGAAGGGAAGAUGUUUCUGCUGGAUUGGUUCUACGGCGUGUUGGCGUCGCUGGGUUUGUGGCAGAAGGAAGCCAAGAUCUUGUUUCUAGGCCUCGAUAACGCCGGCAAAACCACUCUUCUUCACAUGCUCAAAGACGAGAGGCUUGUGCAGCAUCAACCGACGCAGUAUCCUACGUCGGAGGAGCUCAGUAUUGGCAAAAUCAAGUUUAAAGCCUUUGAUUUGGGAGGCCAUCAGAUCGCUCGCCGUGUCUGGAAGGAUUACUAUGCUAAGGUUGAUGCAGUGGUAUACUUGGUGGAUGCUUAUGACAAAGAACGCUUUGCUGAAUCAAAGAAGGAAUUAGAUGCACUCCUGUCUGAUGAAGCCCUUGCUAAUGUCCCUUUCCUCAUUCUGGGUAACAAGAUUGACAUACCAUAUGCUGCCUCAGAGGAUGAGUUGCGUUACCACCUUGGGCUAACUGGUGUCACCACUGGCAAAGGGAAGGUAAAUCUUGGAGAUUCUAACGUCCGUCCUUUAGAGGUGUUUAUGUGCAGUAUCGUGCGUAAGAUGGGAUAUGGUGAUGGCUUCAAAUGGGUCUCUCAAUAUAUAAAGUAGGCUAAUCGUCAGCAAUAUGAUAGCUACAGUCUUACUCUCCUUGCUGAGGGGAAGCAGACUCAAUUUUAUCUGUUCACUGUCCCAAUUUAUUACGUCUCUAGUUGGCUUAGAUUUGUAUGGUUUGUACUUUCAGUUUGCGUCAAUUGGAGAAUUACGCAAUUCUUGAUGCCGUGUAAAAUUUACUUGUAGCCAGGACUGCCCAGCGUCUAGAUUUGUCACUAAAACAUUUUUCCCCAGCUGCCAAUCUGCUCUUUUAUUGUGGUUGAGAUAAAACUGAGGCAUAUCCUCUACAAUUCUCUGCUUGUAGGAAAUAAUACCAUGCUGAGUUGUGGACACCUUCUAAAUCCCA
Molecule: messenger RNA, 1178 nt
Organism: Coffea eugenioides
Lineage: Eukaryota; Viridiplantae; Streptophyta; Magnoliopsida; Gentianales; Rubiaceae
Product: GTP-binding protein SAR1A
Exons: 3
Coding region: 248-829 (193 amino acids)
Biological process (GO): endoplasmic reticulum to Golgi vesicle-mediated transport; intracellular protein transport; vesicle organization
Cellular component (GO): COPII vesicle coat; endoplasmic reticulum exit site
Molecular function (GO): GTP binding; GTPase activity
Source: RefSeq, a predicted model, not a curated record